AUGUCUAGAUUGUUCUACAUUACUCUGUUAUUAAUCGUUGUCACCGCUUCUGCGGCUCCGUUACGAUGUCGCAGGAAAAGCGACGAUCUCAUCAAACUGGCACCCACAGAGUUGACGUACAAGUGCCAGCCGUCUGUUUUUAAAUCCGAUGCUAAAGAAGUGGUCGUAGCCAUCAUUGAAACACCUCUGUCACAUAUUGAGGAAGACACCAAUGUUAAUGUAGAAGGCUCUGGUGAAGAUUAG
This is a messenger RNA of Bursaphelenchus okinawaensis, 243 nucleotides long. The record is from the annotation of a GenBank genome assembly. Lineage: Eukaryota; Metazoa; Nematoda; Chromadorea; Rhabditida; Aphelenchoididae.